GCAUGGUUUAUUUGUAUGAGAUUUUGUUUACUAUAAGGUCAGUGAGUAAGAACUUACAAUCUUAAUCUAUGUCCAUUGAUAAUGCUUUAAAACAAGUAGGUGUAGUUCUGUUUUUGAUAAAUAUAGAAACGAAGAGUUUACUUCUAAUUUGAGUAUAGAUGAAAGUAUUGCUUGUCAUAUAGAUGUUGAUCCUAUAUUUCCAAGUAAGUGUGUAGUUUCUUUAGGAAAAAACAGUUUGAUAGAACUAAGUUAGGUGAAAAAGUACUAGCAUGUGAAGAUGGAUUUAUAAUUAAUAUUUUUAGUUGUGGUGGACACGUUAAGAUCAUAUUUGAUCAAAUGGUGAAUUUUAAAAGUGUUUCUUAUUUGAUUUGAGAAAAUUAAAUGCAUUAGAUGAAAUGAAAGUGAACUACAAGAAAAUUAUACUGAUUUUUACAAAGCAACUCUCUCAGUUUAGGAAGUUGUCUUGAAACAACACAGUGACACACACACACUCUCUCUUGUCUUCCCUUCUGUUCUGUGUCUUGUGUUAUCGUUCACACUUCACAGAUUCUUCUUGUAAUAGUCCCACGAGAAAAUUCACAGUAGGACCCAUAGAGUUAAUGCACUCCAAAGACAAAAUGUGCCCUAUAGAGCAAUGCACUCCAUCAUAUUCUUGUAACUUGUUUGACUUUUCUACACUAACCAACCAACCACACAAAAAAAAAAACAAACAAUAUUUUUUUCUCUCUGUUCUUUCUGAUUAUUAUUUUUCUUACAAUUCUCCAUUGACAAACUAAACCUCACGACUAGUCAACUAGCACGACCGUAGACUUAUAAAUAUUUUUAGCUUUAUAAAAAAAUGCACACUCUUCAUAUGAUCUCUCUCCCCCUACCUCUAACAAGCUUUUGUCAUGGCUUCGUUCUUCUUAUUCGUCCUGUUUUCCCUCUUCUUCCUCUGCACCCAUGUCUCUUCCGCGGAUACAAUCUCCGCUGACUUCACUCUCUCCGGAGACCAGACAAUCUCAUCCUCCGGCGGAACUUUCAAAAUGGGUUUCUUCCAACCUGCUACUUCAUCAAACUUCUACAUAGGUAUGUGGUACCAGCAACUUCCUCAACAAACUAUCGUCUGGGUAGCUAACCGAGACAAACCAGUCUCCGACAAGAAAACAUCACUUCUCAAAAUCUCCAACGGUAACUUAGUUCUACUCGACGGAAACAACCAGACUCCAGUUUGGUCGACCGGUCUCAACUCUUCCUCUGCUCACGACGCCGUUUUGCAAGACGACGGCAAUCUCGUCCUCAGAGACGACUCCGGCUCUCUUCUAUGGCAAAGCUUCGAUCAUCCCGGUGACACGUGGCUUCCCGGAGCUAAAAUCCGGUACGACAAACGAACCAAGAAAAGUCAACGUCUCACGUCGUGGACGAGUGUUGAAGACCCAUCACCAGGUUUGUUCUCUCUGGAGCUAGACGAGUCAACAGCUUACAAGAUCCUCUGGAACGGGUCGACUCAGUACUGGUCGAGUGGUCCUUGGAACCCUCAGAGCAAGCUCUUCGAUUCAGUUCCAGAGAUGAGACUCAACUACAUCUUCAACUACAGCUUUUUCUCCAACGCAACAGAGUCAUACUUCACUUACUCCAUCUAUAACAAGGCCAACAUCUCACGGCUCGUCAUGGACGUUUCGGGUCAGAUUAGGCAGUCCAGUUGGUUAAACAACAACAACCAGAGGAACCUGUUCUGGUCUCAGCCUCGGCAGCAAUGCCUAGUCUACUCUUACUGUGGCUCCUUUGGGAUUUGCAGUAGCAAGUCUCAGCCUUUUUGCCAAUGCCCUCGUGGGUUUAGACCCAAGUCGCAAAAAGAUUGGGACUUGAAGGAUUACUCUGCAGGCUGCGUUAGAAAGACUGAGCUACAAUGCUCUCGUGGAGUCGUUAACCAGUUUCUGCCUCUUACCAACGUGAAACUACCUGACAUUUUAGAGGUAUGGGGGAUAACUAGUUUUAGUAUUUGCGGAUCAGCUUGUCUAGGGAACUGUUCAUGUAUGGCUUAUGCACAUGACGAAAGCUCGAACAGAUGCUUGAUGUGGACGAAAGAUGUCUUCAAUCUUCAACAAUUCGAAGAAGAUUACAGUGAGGGGAAUACACUUUAUCUUAGACUCUCUGCUUCUGACAUGCCUAGUAGUUCUACUUCCGGUAAGAGUAACAAAGCGGUGAUAUUUGGCGCGGUUCUAGGGUCGUUAGGGGCGAUAGCUCUUGUUCUGUUGGCGGUAAUCAUAAUGUUAAGGUACUGUAGGAGAAAGAGAAUGAGAGGAGAGAAGAGUGAUGGUACAUUGUGAUAAGCUACGUCAAUGUUAUUAUACGAAACAGAGGAGGUGUGACUUAGUGAACUAAAUGGGAAGCUUAGCUGGAAGAGAUAAGCUUAUUCAUUGGUUUACUUUUCAUUUCAAUUAGUCACAAAUAGAUUUUGAAAAAAAUUCAAAAAAAUAUGACAAUUCUGUUUUAAUACAUAGUUGAAUAAUGUAAUAACAUAUGAUGAAGUUCAAAGAGGUUUGGAACC
Brassica rapa (field mustard) is the source of this 2530-nucleotide messenger RNA. RefSeq names its product G-type lectin S-receptor-like serine/threonine-protein kinase At2g19130. NCBI's taxonomy places the organism in Eukaryota, Viridiplantae, Streptophyta, Magnoliopsida, Brassicales, Brassicaceae. The record is from RefSeq and is a predicted model, not a curated record. Gene Ontology annotation, biological process: recognition of pollen.